AUGGCAUCCAAAGCCAAACUGACGGUGGCCACCGCUGACACUAGCCGUGGUGAAAUACGCCAGCAGCUCAAGGCUCUAGUGAACAAGGAAGACACUACGACCAUGGUGGUGGCGUUGGCCUCGAGCAGAGAGGCCACCGCGGCGGCGGCGACGGCGUUCAAGAUCAACGGAGAGGAACGUCGUCGUCGUCGUCGGUCCUCCACGGAGGAUGCCACGGUGCUGAUCACAGCAGCAGCAAGCCCCGGUGCUAACGGUGAAGAUGCAGCAUCGGUGAUGUUUGGUGAUCUGUUGAAGGAGAAACUCGGCAGUGCCACAACGAUGGUGGUAGCCAUGGUGGUGUCCAAGGGAGAGGACGCCACGAGGCCUAGCUCCAAGGCGUCCAUGGAUCCCCUGUUGCUAUCACUGGCGUCGCGAGGUGACUGCGACAGGCUUGAUGAUGUUCUCAAGAACAUGGUAUCCACGAAGCCUAGCUCCAAGGCGUCCAUGGAUCCUGACGAGGAGCUCGAGCGUGGCUCUGGCGGUGCUGCUGCUGAUCAAGCCUCUGCCAUGGCCAUGGACCUGGAAGGGGUCACCAUUGAUGGGGAUACUGCACUCCAUGUCGUUGCCACAUGUGGCGACAGCAGAAGCUACUUGAGGAGUGCAGACAUCAUCCACAGGAAGGCCCAACGUGAUCUGCUGUUAGUACAGGACAAGAAUGGUGACACGCCUCUGCACUGUGCUGCCAGGGCUGGGAGGGCUCAGAUGGUUUCUCAUCUAAUUCAUCUGGCUCAAACCGAGGAGGAUAACAACUCUGGUGGCAGCAGCAGCUCGAGACUGAAGGAACAGCUUCUCAGGAUGGAAAACAACCUUCAUGAGACGGCCUUGCAGGAUGCAGUGCGCAUUGGAAACAAGGAAAUAGUCACCAAGCUACUUGAAUCCGAUCCAGAAUUGGCCAGCUACCCUUUGGACGGAGCAGGAAUUUCAGCGAUGUACCUAGCGGUCUUGCUAAACCGUGUCGACAUCGUGAAGUUGCUGCAUCAAAUGAGUGAAGGGAAUAACCCCUCCUACUCUGGCCCAAAGGGACAGAACGCAUUGCACGCAGCGGUUCUCCGAGGCAAAGAGAUGACUGAACUAUUGCUGAAUUUGAAUAAAGACCUCACAAAACAAGCGGACCAAAAUGGAAGCACGCCACUUCACUUCGCCGCAUCACUGUCAUCGAUAAGAACAGCAGACCGAGAGCGGAUGUCAUGCACUCCAAUCAUCAUUCCUGUGCUGGAAGCCGACCCAACUCAGCUGUACCAGCCAGAUUCUGAAGGACUGUACCCUGUACAUGUGGCUGCCUUCUCAGGUGCCCAAACAGCAGUCAGCUAUUUCAUCAAGGAGCGACCUGAGAUCGCUGGUUUCCGCGAUUCCAAGGGGAGGACAUUCCUCCAUGUUGCUGCUGAAAGGGACAGAGGUUGCAUAAUAGUUGCGAAUGCUUGCAGUGAUCCGUCGUUGGCAUGGAUUCUGAAUCUGCAAGACAACGAUGGCAACACUGCUAUGCACGUCGCAGUGCAGCAUGGGCGUGUUAGCAGUUUCUGUUCCCUGCUGAGUAACAGGGAAGUAAACUUGAACAUACCAAACAAUGAGGGGCAGACAUCCUUAGAUGUAUCGAUGAGUACUAUUCCUGGAGGGUUUUUAUAUCUACUGAACCCUGAUAUACUAAUGUUGGACGCACUAAUAAAAUGCAAUGCAAAGAUGGGUUGUCGUCGGGUGGAUCACUUUCAGGAAAAAGAAAAAGAUGAACGGACGGAGUUAGAGAAAGUGUCAGGUUCAACGGGAACUCUGGGCAUUGGGUGUGUGCUGAUUGUCACCGUCACGUUUGGCGUAAUCUUCGCCGUACCUGGAGGCUACAUGGCUGACGAUCACUACAACGGUGGCACGCCAGCACUUGCCGGAAGCCUUAUAUUUCACGCAUUCAUCGUGGCCAACACAGUAGCAUUCCUUCUGUCCAGCUUAGCUACCAUCAGCCUCAUGCUCUCUGGAAGCCCCUUUGUCAGUCUGUCACUUCGUCAAUCGCACUUCCUAAUAGCUAUGAGCCUGGCCGUUUGUUCAGUGGCAAGCUUGGCUACCACCUUUGUGCUAGGCAUGUUUCUGGUGCUGGCCCCGGUGGCUCUGUGGACUGCAGUAGCAAUCUGUGUACUCACGGCGAUCGCGUCUCUGUUCUGUGUGUACUCAAUCGUUCAUGUUAGGCUUACUAUAUCAAAAGCGAUAAAGGCUAGGAUCGGGAGAACUUAUAAGCUACUCGGUUCAGCGGCAAUAAUCUCUAGGAAAUGA
Molecule: messenger RNA, 2295 nt
Organism: Oryza brachyantha (malo sina)
Lineage: Eukaryota; Viridiplantae; Streptophyta; Magnoliopsida; Poales; Poaceae
Product: ankyrin repeat-containing protein NPR4-like
Exons: 3
Coding region: 1-2295 (764 amino acids)
Cellular component (GO): plasma membrane
Molecular function (GO): protein phosphatase regulator activity; protein phosphatase 1 binding
Source: RefSeq, a predicted model, not a curated record